Messenger RNA from Brassica oleracea var. oleracea, 1000 nucleotides. Its product is annotated as NAD(P)H dehydrogenase (quinone) FQR1-like. Gene Ontology annotation, molecular function: oxidoreductase activity. The transcript has 4 exons. The record is from RefSeq and is a predicted model, not a curated record. NCBI's taxonomy places the organism in Eukaryota, Viridiplantae, Streptophyta, Magnoliopsida, Brassicales, Brassicaceae. The coding region runs from base 530 to 883 and encodes 117 amino acids.
AGUUCUGAGAUUAGCCGAGCCUUAAGCUGUCGUUUUGAUAUUAGGUUUGAGCUUGCUUUCAUCUCCCACGGAACCUGAGUUCUGAGAGCGUGUUUCAUCUUCUUCCUUAGAAUCCUAAAAGCUACCAGUUACAUAUUCAUUUUAUUAAAAUCCCUUAUUAAAUCCAUCACCCACGAUCUACGAUUUUCCCUCAUGCAAGGAGGUGGAACUGCGACGGUAAAAUUUAACAACGAUUGCGGCUGUAUCAACAUCGAUGAAGGAGUUCCCGUGAUCGGAAUGGGGUCUAACUUACCAAGAGAUUGCUAAAAUUCCCUUAGGAGAAGGAUCUAUGAGACAUGGUCAGGUCCUGGAGGUUAAUGGGGAGAAAGCAAUUGGCCAGGUUAAUGAUUCUUAUGUUUUACUUUAACUUUAUGUAUGCUGUGGAGUCACGGGUGCCUUCUAAUGUUAAUCCUAAUCUGGCUGCAGGUAGAGGAGUCCCAAAGGUUAACAUAACAAAAACUGCAUUGUUGAUUGUUAUCAAUCAUUCACUAUGGUACAACAUCUACCAUUACCCUUAAUAAUUAAAGUAGCUGUUUCUGUUGAAGGCGUUGAAACCAAACUAUGGCAGGUACCAGAGACGCUUCCAGAAGAAGCACUCUCUAAGAUGAGCACACCACCAAAGAGUGAAUCACCAAUCAUCACUCCUGACGAACUAACUGAAGCUGAUGGGUUCGUCUUUGGAUUCCCAACACGGUACGGCAUGAUGGCUGCUCAGUUCAAAGUCUUCUUGGACACUACCGGUGGACUCCGGAGAACUCAGUCACUUGCUGGUAAACCAGCUGGAUCUUCUACAGCACUGGCUCUCAAGGUGGUAGCCAAGAAACCACUGCGUAAGUUCCCAUGAAACCAUGAGAGUCAUGUAUGAGCCGUAGUUUGUCAAUAAUAAAGUAGAUGUUUUUUUCUCAAGUCAUGUUCACGCAUACGUGAGGUCAGUAAGUACACAAAACUUUAGCUCAUUAUG